This is a messenger RNA of Panicum virgatum (switchgrass), 1163 nucleotides long. RefSeq lists its product as uncharacterized. NCBI's taxonomy places the organism in Eukaryota, Viridiplantae, Streptophyta, Magnoliopsida, Poales, Poaceae. The transcript has a single exon. The record is from RefSeq and is a predicted model, not a curated record. The coding region runs from base 62 to 763 and encodes 233 amino acids.
CCCGGUCGCCCCACACACCUACACCUACACGAACAGAAGCUUCACUUGCUCGCUCUUCUCCAUGGAGGCCUCGCCGUCUCGCAGCGACAGCCUCUCCCGCGGCGGAUGGCCGCCCAGGUGCAGGGCGCCGUCGUCCUUGGAGCGGCGCCUCGACGUCCACUCCGGCCUCGGCGAGUCGUUCAACAGCUCCACGGCGUCCUUCAUCGACAUGGACCCGGAGGAGCUGUUCUCGAUGCGGUGGACGCCGGACGACGGCGGCCUCGACCUCGACCUCGGCCCGCCCUGCUCCCCGCUGCUGGCCAGCGCCGGGCUCGUCUUCGCCGACGAGGGCCUCCUCCCCCGCGAGCCGAGCGGCAUUGCCGCCCGUGACGUCGGCGGCGCGAACAACGCCGACGUGGCGUCGGCGGGCUCGUCCCCGGCGUUCCACACGGCGCGGAGCACGCCGGCCUGCGCGACCGGCUCCGCGCGGCGCCCGGGCGGCUGCGCCGCCAGGCCGCUGCCGGCGGCGCGGAGGCUGCUCCUCCGGUACCUGCGCUUCCUCGUGCCUCUGUACCGCAAGGCGAGGGCGCUGCGGCUGCCGGCGCGGGUGUUCUCGGCGCCGCGGCCCAGGCCGCUGGCCGCCGCGACCCCGGCGCGGCGGUCCACGUCCAGCGCCUCCAGCGCGGCGGAGCACUGGUGCCACGGCAACGCCGACACCGCCGUGCGCGACGCCAUCCUGCACUGCAAGAAAUCCUUGCUGACCGCUCCUCGCACGGAAUGCUGAGCUGCUCAAACGUUCGGCUGGCUCUUCGUUCACCUCUCCGGGACAGGGCAUGCAGAGGAAUGGGCUCUCCUCUUGCAACAACACUUUUGGCGAAGCAAUUCAAGAGGGAAAAAGGAUUUCAAUCUCCUAGUUUUUCUACCACUCAAUUUUGAUUUCGACGCAUGUACAUGCAGUACAGUUGUAUACGUUGAUGAACUGUGCCCAAGGCAGCCUGACCUUUUGAGGCGAUUUAGCUACAGUUUGAUGUAAUGGUAAGGUGUUCUCCGUGCUCUGCUGUUGCCGUGGCUCUAUGCAACUGUGCAUGCAUCAGGCCAGGGUAAAAGUAGCAGGACGAAAGCAUAUUAUUAGUAGGUGAUUAACAGCACCAGCUUGUGGUAAAUAUGAUGCGUUAAACAUCUCA